Molecule: messenger RNA, 1314 nt
Organism: Drechmeria coniospora
Lineage: Eukaryota; Fungi; Ascomycota; Sordariomycetes; Hypocreales; Ophiocordycipitaceae
Exons: 3
Coding region: 1-1314 (437 amino acids)
Molecular function (GO): saccharopine oxidase activity; flavin adenine dinucleotide binding; sarcosine oxidase activity
Source: RefSeq, a predicted model, not a curated record
AUGGCGUCGAGCAACGAGUCGUUUCUCAUCAUCGGAGCAGGCGUUUUUGGAGUGUCCACCGCGUACCACCUUAUCAAGAGAGACCCUCAUGCUUCGGUGACGUUGGUGGAUCGGGAUCCCUUUGACGCCGACAGUCGUGUCGCCGCUUCGUGGGAUUGGAACAAGGUUGUGCGUGCCGACUACGAAGAUUUCGUCUACUGCCAACUGGCACUCGAAGCGCAAGACGUCUUUCGAACCGAUCCGCUCUGGAUGCCGCAUUUCCACGAGACGGGCGUCUACUGGAUUUGCCGCAACGAUUUUGCGAAGGAUGUCGUCGAAAAUUACAAGACGCUGGGUCGGAAAGCGGACAUUACCGUCGUGCCCGUCCACGUGGCGCGGAAGAUGUACGACGGGCUCUUCGACGAGGCCGAUUACACGGGCGUGAAGGAGGUCCUCGUCAACAAGACAAGCGGCUGGGCCGCUGCCGGCGACUGUCUGCGGGCCGUCACCCGCAAGGCCAUGGAGCUAGGCGUCCGGUACGAGAUGGCCGAGGUGGCGACGGUGCUGCUGGACGACUCUGGCUCUUGCCGCGGAGUUCAAACGACGACCGGUGGCACGCUGACGGCGUCCCAUGUCAUCCUCUGCGCCGGAGCCUUCACCCCGAAGCUGCUCGAGCUCAGCGCGGCUCGCAGCGGUGUGCGCGACCUCCGGGCGGGACCAAGAAUCGUCGCAGGCGGCAUCACGACGGGUAUCGCGCAGCUUGAUGGCGAGUCGCUCGAGAGGUUCGCUUCCAUGCCCGUGGGCUUCCAGGGGUACACGGCCGAUACAGGCGCCUUCAUCGGCAGUCUUCCGCCGACCAAGGACGGGGAACUGAAGUGGUGGGGACAAACGAUAUUCAAGAACACGGUGGAGGUCCUGCCUGGCCGCCUUCUGUCGGCCCCCCCAUCAGAACGAGACUACGGCCAAGGAAAGGUUUGCGAAAGGCUUAAGGAAGACGUACGGCAUGCAAGCCAUGUGUUUUUCGGAAAACGGGGGGCCGAUUGGAAGCUCGAAAAGCAUCGUAUAUGCUGGGAUGCCUUCACCACGAGCGGCGACUUUAUCAUCUCUCCGCAUCCAGCGGCGAAGGGACUCUAUUUGGCCACCUGCGGCUCGUUUCACGGAUUCAAAUUCUUCCCGGUGCUGGGCAAAUACGUCCUGCAAAUGCUCGAGGGUUCUCUGUCGGACGAGCUGCAAAGGAAAUGGGCCUGGGACAGAGAACGUCCGGACCCGAGACUCAAUCCCGAAUGGCCGAGGGUAGAGUUGGCUGAGCUGCGUGGACCGUCGUCGAAGUUGUGA